Messenger RNA from Closterium sp. Naga37s-1, 1572 nucleotides. NCBI's taxonomy places the organism in Eukaryota, Viridiplantae, Streptophyta, Zygnematophyceae, Desmidiales, Closteriaceae. The record is from the annotation of a GenBank genome assembly.
AUGCUGCCCUUUCACGACCCAUGCUGCCCUUUCACGACCCAUGCUGCCCUUUCUGCUUCUCCCUCUUCGCCCUCCCAUCUCUUCCCCCUCUUCCCUCGCUCCUUCGUUCUUCCAGCCCACUCGUCCCGUCUUCCCACUCUCUUCCCUCUUUCUCUCCCCACUGCUCCCAGCAUUCUCUCCCACUCUCCGCACCCGUCCCCCCCUUCCCCCCCCUCCUCCCCCUGUCCGCCGCCCAGCAACCGCAGCGGUGGAGAGGUGGUGGGGUGGAGUACAGGAGCGGGGAGGGUGCCUGACUGGCCUCAGAAUAGCCACGUGUUUGAAGUAGUUUUUUGUUUUGAGCCCUCUCAAAACCCCCCCUUAAAGCGGUGGAGAGGUGGUGGGGUGGAGUACAGGUGGGCGGGGGGGCGGGUGCCUGACUGGCCUCAUACUCCUCCUCGUCCUAUCUCCCGUCACGCUUCCCAGGUGACUUUUGAGUCGACUCAAAAGUUCAGUGGAGAGGCGGUGGGGUGGAGUACAGCGGGGCGUGGCGGGUGCCUGACUGGCCUCAUAAUCCCCCUCGUCUUAUCUCCUGCCACGCUCCCCCUCACCCCCUUCACCCUCUUCCCCCCCUUCCCCCCCUUCCCCCCCUGUCCCCCCCUUCCCCCAUUUCCCCCUGCCCACCUUCCCUCCACCCGUCCGUCUCUGAGCAGCAGCAGCGGGGGAGAGGCGGUGGGUGGAGUGCAGGAGCGGGGCGGACCCAACCAAGCUGCCAGGUGGGCCCAGCUGGCUAUGUGCCUUUUCACUUCACUCAGUAGUCGCCUCAGUGGGGUGCCUUGCUUCCUGACUGUCGCCUCAGCGGGGUGCCUGUCGAGUCGUUGGGCAGGGUGGCGUGAUGAGGGGAUGGUGUGUUUAUGUGGGGCGCGUGGGAUAUUGUGGGAGCAGGAGGAGGAGCGGCGCCGGUUCAGGGAGAAGAGUUUACAACAUGACAUGCAAAGACACGAGGGUGCAGAGGACCUAGAUGCAGAGGGAGCAGCGCGCAUGACCCACCGCCUCUCCCAAGCCAUGCUGCACCGCGUGCGCUCCGCCACCCCCCGCCCCCCGCCCCCGCCCUCCACACCCCCCCGUUCCCCCUCUGCCGCCCCCCACCCGUCCUCCACCCCCCCACAUGCCUCCGCGCAAGAAGCAAGAAGGGGAGGUGCAGGGGGGGGGGAGGGAAGUGAGACCGGUGGUGGUGUGGGUGUGGAUGCUGGAAAAGGGGCAAUUCUGCAUCAGCAGCAGCAGCAGCAGCAGCAGCAGCAGCAGCAGCAGCAGCAGCAGCAGCAGCAGCAGCAGCAGCAGCAGCAGCAGCAGCAGCAGCAGCAGCAGCAGCAGCAGCAGCAGCAGCAGCAGCAGCAGCAGCAGCAGCAGCAGCAGCAGCAGGCGCGUGGUGGCUUUGGAGGUGCAUCACAUCCAAUGGUGCAUCACAUCCAAUGGUGCAUCACAUCCAAUGGUGCAUCACCCAACGGCAGCAGUGCAUCGACAGCCUCCUCCUUCGCCUCCUCCUUCGCCUCCCCCCCCUUACAGCCCCCAUUGCUGUUGCGAUUCUUGUCGUGA